CAGGGCCUCGGAGCCUUUGCAUUCCUCUCAUUCCGGCCCGGAACAAUCGGCCUCAGUUAUUCACCGUGCCGCGCAGCUCGGAGCGCAGUCUGGCCCCGGCGCGCACACACCGCGCAUGGAGGAGAGGAACUGUGGACUUUGUUGAAUUUAUGAGCAGAAAACUGAAAGACUACAGCACCCUAAACUGAUUCCUGCUGGAUGAGACUAUCGCUCGAUUUAUGAUUUGAGACCAUCACCUCCAACUCCAGACAGUUUUCUGCUAAUUUCCCACGGACUGAGAUGAGAACUGCUGAAGGCUCCUGUGGAACGGUCCUGCACCGACUGAUCCAGGAGCAGCUGCGCUACGGGAAUCUGACGGACACGCGCACGCUCCUGGCCAUCCAGCAGCAGGCCCUGCGGGGGGGCAGCAGCAGCGGCGGAGGGGGCCACGGCAGUCCCCGCUCCUCUCUGGAAAGCCUGACACAGGAGGAGACCCAGUACAUCCAGAUGUCCAAGCGACAGGAUCCUCAGGGCCAGGAGCACCAGGGGGACCUCCUGCAUUCUGAGAGCCAGGGGUGCCAUCUGUACCAGCUGCACGGAGAGGAGCUGCCCACAUAUGAGGAGGCCAAGGCACACUCCCAGUACCUGACCUCCCAGAAGGGGCACGCCGAGCAGGACUUGAACAUAAUGGGGGGUCACAGUGAGGCUCAGUGGGACCUGAAGAGGGAGCACGCUCGCUCCCUCAGUGAGAGGCUCAUGCAGCUCUCUCUGGAGAGGAGCGCUCCUCAGCACAGCCUGGGGUCUGCCCACAGCUAUCCACAGCUGUAUAAUGAUAAUAUUACAAACACUGUGGCAGCUGACAGGCCAGGGGCCCAACAGUAUGCAGAUCAGCGUGGGCCCCCCCCGGACUACCCUCUGUUUGCUAGGAUUCCUGGAUACAUGCUCAGCCACUCACAGGAGCACGGACAGUUCUACAGAGAGCCGCCUCCACCCUUCUACUCUCAGCAUCACAGCUUUGUGUCCGCUCAGUCACAGGUGGCUCACAGCCCCCCCGCAGCCCCCGGCCAGAACUUGUCUCAGACCCAGAUGUUGAUGCGAGAGAACGAGCGGCUCAGGAAGGAGCUGGAGGUCUACAGUGAGAAGGCCUCCCGGCUGCAGAAGUUGGAGUUGGAGAUUCAAAGGAUAUCAGAAGCAUACGAGACCCUAAUGAAAGGCUCUGCCAAGCGGGAGGCUCUGGAGAAAACAUUGAGGAAUAAACUGGAGGCUGAGAUUAAGAGGAUGCACGACUUUAACAGAGACCUGAGAGACCAGCUUGAUUCAGCUAUCAAACAGCGGUCAGCUAAGGAGGCCGAGUGUUCAGACCAGAGGCAUCAUGUCUUUGUUAAACUGCUUGAGCAAAAUGAAGAGCAGCAGCGGGAGCGGGAGCAGCUGGAAAGGCAGGUACAGCACCUGCGUGUCUCCGGGGAGGAGUGCCAGCAGAGGGGGGAGCUGCUGGAGCAGGCUCUGCUCUCCACACAGGCCCGCAACCGGCAGCUGGUGGAGGAGCUGCAGAGGAAGAGAGCAUAUGUGGAGAAGGUGGAGCGGCUGCAGGGGGCGCUGUCCCAGCUGCAGGCCGCCUGCGAGAAGAGAGAGGCGCUGGAGCUGCGGCUGCGCACGCGGCUGGAGCAGGAGCUGAAGAGCCUGAGGGCCCACCAGUCUCAUAGGCAGGCCGCUGACCCCAUGUCUUCAGAGCCCAGCUCCUCCAUGCUGCAGCAGCAGCUGAGGGAGCGGGAGGAGCGGGUCCUGGCCCUGGAGGCAGACCUCACCAGGUGGGAGCAGAAGUACCUGGAGGAGAGCACCAUGAGGCAGUUUGCCAUGGAUGCAGCUGCCACUGCUGCUGCACAAAGAGAUACAACCAUCAUCAAACAUUCUCCUCGACAGUCACCAAACAGCAGUUUUAAUGAAGACCUGCCUUCAUCUAGUCACAGACAUCAGGAGAUGGAGAACAGGAUCCGUGCACUUCAUGCUCAGCUCCUGGAGAAGGACGCCGUGAUCAAAGUCAUUCAGCAGCGCUCCAGGUGGGAGCAGGGCCAGCUGGAGAGACAGGGGCUACGUCUCACCAGGUCUGUCCCCUCCAUCAACAAUUUGACCAGCAGCACGGAGAGUAAAGGAAAGAGCCUCUCAGAUGACCAGACAGGUGCUGCUGCGCUGAGACUCCAGCCCUGCAUGGGGGGGCCAGUCAGGGCCCCCAGCAGGGACUGCAGCACCCAGAGUGAAGAGGCCUCUCUGGAGCCGGAGCCCACUGAAGUGAUCUCAGCAGCUUCAUCUGUAGAGACUACAGAGAAGCUACUCAAGACAUGUGAGAGGAUCAGCAGCUCCGAUGCAGAGGUGGUUGAAAUCCUCAUUUGAGGACCACUACAAAUGAUAUGAACAGUGCCAGCCAGUGAUGACAGAGACCUCAAGCCUGAGGUUUUAAAGACCUUCCUUUACAUCUGAACACACAUAAAGGAAGGCUGAUGGUCUGAUAAUGAUCUGAAAAGUUCACCAGCAGCAUGUGCUGCAGUUUGGAGAGGAGAGCUUUCCUCCAGCUGCACAGUUCACAAACUGACAUUUGCCUGAAGAGAAAUAAUUCUCCAAGCUACCUGGACAGUAUUGUGCACUGUGAUAGGAACCUGGCUGCUGGUGCGAAUAUUCAGUUGUUGUGCAUUUUCAUUUUUGAAGUAAUGUAUUGUAUUUAUGUUUGUUAAUGCUGCUCAUAUUGUGAUGUGACGUUUCUUGCCCUGCUCCCCUUAAGUUAUAUACAUUUCUCUGGAUAAUUUAUUUAGUUUAUUUUUGAAUGUCCAGUAGCGAGCCUGCCCUCUUAAAGUAAUGGAUAUGUUAAUAUUACAAGCAUCCUCUAUUUCUUCAUGCCAUGUUUGGGGAUUAUUCUGUUUAACAUAACCUAAAUUAACAGUUAAAAAUACAUUUGUGGCCUGCUCACACCUCAGAAGAAGAUUUAGAAACUUUGAAUGCGAAGCCUGCAGGACGUCUGCUCACUACUCUCUUAAAAAAGCCUGUGAGGAUUGACAGUGGGGGUCUAAUUUUCCAGAUCCUGGGUUAAUGUUCAGGGGCCUCAGAUGGCGACUGCCCACCAUUUUGCUUCCCUCCGCUGAUAUGUUGGAGCUAAUCUACUCACAUUCCCUGGCUGACGGAAUGCUCCCUUUAAAGAAAAAGGCUAUCUAAAGUCUGACCCCUCACCCUUGUUAAAAUGGCACACAUUCUCCACAUGAUUCUCUUUCUGGGGCUGGUUAUUUAUUCUGAGUGCUGGUAGCUGGAUCUACCAUGAGCAUAGAAAUGUUCAACUAUAAUUGGCCUGUAUCUGAUACUCUAUUUGUUGUCUCCAUCCCUGUGUUAUAUUCAGCCGUGUUGUCUCCAGCGCAAGUAUCUCACAUUUCUGAGUGUACAGGACUAUAUCCCUAACAUGGAAUCUUCUAUUUAUUUCUCCCUGCGUGGUGUAAGAUCACUGAACACUGCUGAAUGUAGACUCCUGUUUCCAGCACUGUGUUCCUUCAAUUCAAUUGGAUUGUGCCACAACUCUGAUUGAUCUACUCUUUAGAGGAGAAUACUGCUAAGUUAAUAUAUUACCCCACAUUUAUCAAUUGCAGAAUUUCUAGGUUUAUUUAUUAUAAAUAUUGUGCCGCAAAUUGCAUGAGAAAUCUCACAUGUUGACUGUUAUUCCCCUUCAUCCUGUUCACCAUACUUCCCGGCACAAUGCAUUUGCUGGUCAUUGCAGCGUGUCAGUUCAUGCCUUUCACUCUUUUUGGAAUGUGUUUACAUGAUUGUGAAGUGAGAGAACUUAAUAUAUUUUGUAGCUUUUUGUCAUUUGUAUACUGUUUUUUUGUGUGUGUUUUUGGUGCCAAAGAUGUACUCUACCUUUAAGUUAUCAUCAUGACAAACACAAAAGGUCCUGUUUAGGUUCCUUGCUUCAGCUGGUUGACCCAUUUUGAUGUUGCUGUGAACUUUUGUAAAGGAAACAUUUGUCUGUAUGCCUUAAAAUGUCACUAUAAUAGAUUACAAUUCUUAAUAUAUGUCUGAUAAAAUGCUCUUGGUUUUGA
This is a messenger RNA of Gymnodraco acuticeps, 4052 nucleotides long. RefSeq names its product angiomotin like 2a (gene amotl2a). Bases 280 to 2367 code for a protein of 695 amino acids. Lineage: Eukaryota; Metazoa; Chordata; Actinopteri; Perciformes; Bathydraconidae. The transcript is spliced from 11 exons. Gene Ontology annotation, biological process: regulation of cell migration; actin cytoskeleton organization; establishment of cell polarity involved in ameboidal cell migration. The record is from RefSeq and is a predicted model, not a curated record. Gene Ontology annotation, cellular component: bicellular tight junction; cytoplasmic vesicle; plasma membrane.